Messenger RNA from Octodon degus (degu), 1707 nucleotides. RefSeq names its product RasGEF domain family member 1C (gene Rasgef1c). Gene Ontology annotation, biological process: positive regulation of GTPase activity; Ras protein signal transduction. NCBI's taxonomy places the organism in Eukaryota, Metazoa, Chordata, Mammalia, Rodentia, Octodontidae. Gene Ontology annotation, cellular component: plasma membrane. Gene Ontology annotation, molecular function: guanyl-nucleotide exchange factor activity. The record is from RefSeq and is a predicted model, not a curated record.
AUGGAGGAUGAGAGUGUGAAUGGGAUGUGGUGCUCGCUCCGGAAGGGCGCUGACAUAGGGAGUGCUGGGUUCCUGCGGUGCACCGUGGAUGAGGACCCAGGACCCCGGCCCCUUCCUCUCCUCUCACUCCCCAGCCAGGGGGUGCAGGACCCCGCCUGCAGCCGCAGCCCCUCCUUCCCCGUGCUCACAGGACCCGGCCAGCUGCCACAGCUCCUCCCCCGUGUUCGCAGGCAGGCAUGUCCCAGACACAGCACCUCCGACAUGGUCACCCCAGGCAGCCUCAGCCUGCCCCCAACAGUGCCCGCAGAUGGCGAGCAGACUGGGCAGCCCCUCCUGGAUGGAACCCCCUCCUCAGCCUCUCUGGUCCAGCACCGGGUACCCACAGCCGACUACUACCCUGAGAAAGCCUACAUCUUCUCCUUCCUGCUGAGCGCCCACCUCUUCAUUGAGCCCCAAGAGGUCCUGGCCCAGGGCAAUCUGUGCACCCAGCAGCAGCAGCCAGUGCUGGACAAGGCCCGGGUCCAAAUGUUUGGCCCCAAACUGCUCCAAUUCUGGACAGAACCCUUCCCACGGGAUUUCCAGGAAGAGUAGGCUAUUGGGCACCUAAAGGACAUGGUGGGCUGCAAUGCCCCCUGUGAUGAGGCCUCCGGGAAGAGGAUGCAGCAGCUCCUGCAGGCUCUGCGCCACAAGCUUGGGACCAGGGGACGCGCUGGACCAGGGCCUGAGGGCCUGAUGGGCACGGACAAGCCCAUCGCCUACCAGACCAAGCCACAUGCCUCAGUCCACAGGGUGCUCCUCAGCGUCUGCAGCGACCCCUACACGCUGGCAGAGCAGCUGACUCACGUGGAGCUGGAGCGUCUGCGACGCAUCGGGCCCGAGGAGUUCGUGCAGACUUUCGCAAGCAAGAACGCGCGGGGAGCGCGCAGGUGGGCGCACCCUUGCUUCAGUGACAAGACGAACAACCUUGAGACCUAUGUAAAAUGGUCCAACUGACUGUGCUACCUGGUAGCCACUGAGACCUGCAUGCCAGCCAAGAAGAAGCCACGGGCCCAGGUGAUUGAGUUCUUCACUGACGUGGCCCGAGAGUGCUUCAACAUCAGCAACUUCAACUCCCUGAUGGCCACUGUCUCUGGCAUGAACAUGAGUCCUGUCUCCAGGCUGAAGAAGACAUGGGCCAAAGCGAAGACGGCCAAGUUCUUCAUCCUGGAGCACCAGAUGGACCCUACAGGGAACUUUACUACAGCCCUGCGUGGGGCAGCACACCACUCCCUGACCACAUACAGCAGGCGGGAGAAGGGCUGACCUGCCUUGUCUUCCCUCUGGAUUAUCAUUCCUUCCUUCAGCCUGCUCAUCAAAGACAUCUACUUCCUGAAAGGCUGUGCCAACCGCUUUCCCAAUGGACAUGUCAACUUUGAGGCAGGACCUGGGGGCCUCCCCCUUUACUUGGCUUCAUACGACAGUGAGACCCCAGAGAACCAGACAGAGGAGGACAGGUGGAAAUCGCCAAGGCGGGCAGCGGGGGCGGGCGGCCUGCUGCGGCUUCGGGGUUCCCACCCUCGGCUUCCCAGCGUGCUCACCUCGUCCAGAGCAGGGGUCUUGCUUCGCAGCCCAGGCACCUGCCCUUUCUGGGUCCUGCUGGUUUCAGGACAGCUCUCUGGUGGUGGCUGUGAAGCAGGUCAGGAGGACCAGCUGGACUCCUGGGACUGA